UGGCCUUUGGCUUAUGUGCGCUGUGGUCUCUCUCCUUGGAAAGCAGUCCAGCGGUCUAUAUAUACCACUGACUGACUUGAACGUGAGCAACGGAGCAUCAGAGCAUAUCCAUUUCAUUUACGGCUCUCUGAACUCUGUAGUGAGUGUUUUGAGCUUCUUGGGAGAACCAAUGGCGGUUUUGGUGGUGGUUUUUGGGGUGGUUUUGGGGCUCUGUAUCUGCACUGCCCUGUUGAGAUGGAAUGAGGUGAGAUAUAGGAAGAAGGGGCUGCCUCCGGGGACAAUGGGGUGGCCUGUGGCUGGAGAGACUACAGAGUUUUUGAAGCAAGGGCCAAGCUUCAUGAGAAACCAGAGAGCAAGGUAUGGAAGCUUAUUCAAAUCACACAUAUUGGGCUGCCCUACGAUAGUUUCCAUGGAUCCAGAGCUCAACAGGUAUAUACUGUUGAACGAAGGAAAAGGUCUUAUUCCCGGUUACCCCCAGUCCAUGUUGGAUAUUCUGGGGAAAUGCAACAUUGCUGCUGUUCAUGGUCCACUACACAAGUCUAUGAGAGGAGCCCUGCUUAGCCUCAUAAGCCCUGUCAUGAUCAGAGAGCAACUUCUUCCAAAGAUUGAUAAGUUUAUGAGAUCCCACCUCAGUAACUGGGAUGGAAAAACUAUCGAUAUCCAAGAGAAAACGAAAGAGAUGGCUCUGUUGUCAUCACUCAAUCAGAUUGCUGGCACCGAAUCCAGUUUGAUAGCUGAAGGCUUCAAGCCAGAGUUUUAUAAACUGGUUCUAGGGACCCUUUCACUGCCAAUCAAUCUACCAGGGACAAAUUACAGACGUGGAUUCCAGGCACGGAAGAAUAUCAUUAGCAUGUUGAAAACAAUCAUAGAGAGAAGACGAGCCUCUUCAUCUAUCCACCAUGACAUGCUUGGUGGCCUAUUGAGAGGAGAAGACUCAAGAUACAAACUCAGUGAUGAGGAGAUUAUUGAUCAGCUAAUUACAAUCCUGUAUUCGGGUUAUGAGACUGUAUCAACCACUUCAAUGAUGGCUGUCAAGUUCCUCCAUGAUCAUCCAAGAGCACUUGAACAAUUAAGGGAAGAACAUUUAGAAAUCAGAAGAAGCAAGGGACCAGAGGAUCCAAUCAACUGGAAUGAUUACAAAUCCAUGAGUUUUACUCGUGCUGUGAUCCUUGAAACUGCAAGACUAGCUACCAUUGUUAAUGGAGUGCUGAGGAAAACAACUCACGAAAUGAAAUUGAAUGGAUUUGUUAUUCCAAAAGGGUGGAAAAUAUAUGUUUACACAAGGGAGGUCAACUAUGAUCCACUUCUAUAUCCAGAGCCUUUUACCUUCAAUCCAUGGAGAUGGCUGGAUAAGAGUUUGGAAUCGCACAACUACUUCAUGCUAUUUGGAGGAGGAAGCAGGCUAUGCCCAGGGAAGGAAUUGGGUGUAGCAGAAAUCUCCACAUUUCUUCACUAUUUUGUGACUAGAUACAGGUGGGAAGUUGGAGGAGAUAAGCUACUAAAAUUCCCUAGAGUUGAAGCACCAAAUGGACUUCAUAUAAGGGUUUCAAGUUAUUAAUUGUUCUUCAGAUGGAUGUACAGAAAUAUAGCAUUAUAGAAGUUUGGAUGUAAAAGAUGUUCCUACAGAUGAAUAAAAUGAGAUAACAAAAUUUUCCUUUUGUCGGCAAAACCAACAAACUGGCUCCUGAAUACGAGUAAAUGGCACCCUAGUCGUCAUAGCUCAUGUUAUCAAAUUACUGACAGAUGACUAAUUCCUACUGGAAGAAUCUAAAGACUCAAGAGGAGGAAUAUUUGAAAUACUUGCCCACCGUUUAACUGCCCAAGUAGAGAAAGCUAAUCAGGACCAACCCUGUUGACGAAAUUACAUGAAAAUCAAGAUUUGCUUACAGAGGGCCAUGUCCAGGAUCUUUGCAUUGGUACGAGACCUGUUGAACUGUUAAAACAACCUUGUCUAAUUAGUGGCUGAUUUCAGAAAAAAAAUGAGCUUCACGGGAUCGUUGUUUAACUUGUUUUUCUCGUUUCUUAACCUGUUACUGCUUGUUACGGCAACCGCUUGGCUCUCUCUAUCGCUGUAUCGCAUUCACAUCUGAAUCUGAGGCAACGCUAUGACAGCACAAGCUCACGUCGGCUUUCUGGCUGACUACUCUCAGCCCAUUCUGGUGCUAAAUGCUAACUUUUCUGAGGGCGUGAAGAGCAACCUAUUGCUAGUUGUUAACUUUCUAUACCUA
Nelumbo nucifera (sacred lotus) is the source of this 2228-nucleotide messenger RNA. Its product is annotated as cytochrome P450 85A1-like. NCBI's taxonomy places the organism in Eukaryota, Viridiplantae, Streptophyta, Magnoliopsida, Proteales, Nelumbonaceae. Gene Ontology annotation, molecular function: heme binding; monooxygenase activity; oxidoreductase activity, acting on paired donors, with incorporation or reduction of molecular oxygen. The record is from RefSeq and is a predicted model, not a curated record. Gene Ontology annotation, biological process: brassinosteroid biosynthetic process; sterol metabolic process; brassinosteroid homeostasis.